UCUCUUUCUCUCUCUACGUUUCUCUAUCUCUCUCUCCCUGCCCCUCGCGCCCUCCUUCUCUGAGCUCGGAUCACGUAGAUCGCCUGGAUUUCGUGGAUUGCUUCUCCGCCAACUUUCAGUAAUCUGCGAAAAUGCCUCUCAGACUUGAAAUUAAGAGGAAACUUGCUCAGAGAUCAGAGAGAGUAAAAUCUGUGGAUCUACAUCCAACGGAACCAUGGAUUUUGGCGAGUUUGUAUUCUGGAACUGUUUGCAUCUGGAAUUACCAAUCACAGACCAUGGCUAAGUCUUUUGAGGUCACUGAGCUACCAGUUAGGUCAGCCAAAUUUAUAGCACGCAAGCAAUGGGUUGUAGCUGGAGCUGAUGACAUGUAUAUUCGUGUAUACAAUUAUAACACAAUGGAUAAGGUUAAAGUCUAUGAGGCGCACACAGACUACAUAAGGUGUGUAGCGGUACAUCCUACACUCCCAUAUGUGCUGUCGUCGUCUGAUGAUAUGCUCAUAAAGCUGUGGGAUUGGGAAAAGGGUUGGGUUUGUACUCAGAUUUUUGAAGGACAUUCCCAUUAUGUAAUGCAAGUGACAUUUAAUCCAAAAGACACCAACACAUUUGCAAGUGCAUCCCUUGAUCGCACCAUUAAGAUAUGGAAUCUCGGAUCCCCUGACCCAAAUUUUACUUUGGAUGCUCACCAAAAAGGAGUGAAUUGUGUUGAUUACUUUACAGGUGGUGAUAAGCCUUAUCUCAUCACCGGUUCUGAUGAUCACACCGCGAAGGUAUGGGAUUAUCAAACAAAAAGUUGUGUCCAGACGCUAGAGGGCCACACCCACAAUGUUUCUGCUGUAUGUUUUCAUCCUGAUCUUCCGAUAAUUAUAACAGGAUCUGAGGAUGGAACAGUUCGAAUAUGGCACUCAACCACAUAUAGGCUUGAGAACACAUUGAAUUAUGGCCUAGAGAGAGUUUGGGCCAUUGGAUACAUGAAAGGUUCACGCCGGGUUGUGAUUGGUUAUGAUGAAGGGACCAUAAUGGUAAAACUUGGUCGUGAAGUACCUGUUGCCAGUAUGGACAACAGUGGAAAAGUAAUUUGGGCUAAGCAUAAUGAAAUUCAGACAGUGAAUAUUAAGAGUGUUGGAGCAGAUUCUGAGGUUACUGAUGGAGAGAGACUACCUUUGGCUGUUAAGGAGUUGGGUACCUGUGACCUUUACCCGCAGAGCCUUAAGCACAACCCGAAUGGAAGGUUUGUCGUUGUAUGUGGAGAUGGUGAGUAUAUUAUAUAUACUGCUUUGGCGUGGAGAAAUAGGUCAUUUGGUUCGGCUUUGGAGUUUGUUUGGUCCUCCGAUGGAGAAUAUGCUGUUAGAGAGAGUACCUCAAAGAUUAAGAUCUUCAGCAAAAACUUCCAGGAAAAGAAGAGUAUUCGGCCUACCUUUUCAGCUGAGCAUAUUUAUGGUGGGGUUUUAUUGGCGAUGUGCUCAAACGAUUUUAUUUGUUUUUAUGAUUGGGCUGAGUGCAGGUUGAUUCGACGAAUUGAUGUCAAUGUGAAAAAUCUCUAUUGGGCCGACAGCGGUGAUUUGGUGGCUAUUGCCAGUGAUACAUCCUUCUACAUCCUGAAGUACAAUCGUGACAUAGUAUCUUCUUACUUGGAUAGUGGAAGACCUGCAGAUGAACUAGGUGUUGAGGAUGCCUUUGAGGUUCUUCAUGAAAUGAAUGAACGUGUCAGGACUGGUAUAUGGGUUGGGGAUUGUUUCAUUUACAACAACUCCUCAUGGAGGCUCAACUACUGCGUUGGUGGUGAGGUAACCACAAUGUUCCACUUGGACCGGCCUAUGUAUUUGUUGGGGUAUCUUGCAAGCCAAAGUCGGGUGUAUCUGAUUGACAAAGAGUUCAAUGUCAUAGGGUACACUUUGCUUCUCAACUUAAUUGAGUACAAGACUCUCGUGAUGCGGGGAGACCUAGAAAGUGCCAAUCAAGUUUUGCCUACUAUUCCCAAAGAGCACCAUAAUAGCGUGGCUCAUUUCUUGGAAUCACGAGGAAUGGUAGAGGAGGCACUUGAAGUGGCUACUGAUCCUGAUUACAGAUUUGACCUAGCAAUACAGCUUGGUAGACUAGAUGUUGCAAAGGAAAUUGCCUCUGAAGUGCAAAGUGAGUCUAAAUGGAAGCAGUUAGGAGAACUAGCAAUGUCUACUGGAAAGUUAGAGAUGGCUGAAGAAUGUUUGAAGCAUGCCGUGGACUUGAGCGGUUUGCUACUGCUUUAUUCUUCUUUAGGAGAUGCUGAAGGGAUAUCAAAACUUGCAGCCCUUGCUAAAGAGCAAGGAAAGAACAAUGUUGCAUUCCUUUGUUUAUUCAUGUUGGGUCGGUUGGAAGAUUGCCUUGAGCUCUUGGUGGAAAGUAAUGAAGUGUUUGCUGUCACUAUUUAUACUGUUACGCUCCCCUCUUUUGGCAGUAAGCGGAUACCUGAGGCUGCUUUAAUGGCUCGAUCUUAUCUUCCAAGCAAGGUCUCAGAGAUAGUUGCUAUUUGGAGAAAAGAUCUAAAUAAGGUUAAUCUAAAAGCUGCUGAAUCAUUGGCUGAUCCUGAAGAGUAUCCUAACUUAUUUGAGGAUUGGCAAGUUGCUCUUUCUGUCGAAUCUAAAGCAACAGAGACAAGGGGUGUUUACCCUCACGCAGAGGAAUAUUUAAACUAUGCUGAUAAAUCGCACAUGACCCUUGUGGAGGCUUUCAGGAACAUGCAACUGGAUGAAGAGGAGAGUCUUGAAAAUGGAGAUGCAAAUUAUGAGGUCACUGAACAGAAUGGUGAAGAGGCUGUUGAGGAACAAAAUGGAGAAGAUGGGAGUCAAGAGGAGGCUGUUGUAGUGGAUGAAGCUAUCGUAGCAGAUGCUGAUUCUACAGAUGGUGCAGUACUCGUUAAUGGUAACGAGGCGGACGAAGAGUGGGUGCUUACGCCAAACCACUAGGUCCCUGUGAAGAUUCUCGGUCCAGCCAUUUGGAUCCCUUACUUAGUGCAUUAUGUAUUUAUAUUUGCUGGGUGGUGGCGACAGAUCUCCUGGAAAAAGGCUAGCGAAGAGGUGAUUUUACGGAUCGAUUGUCUCUGUUACCAAGUGGCGUGGCUUUUAUUGCAAGUUGCAUGCAUAGCUUCAGUUAGUUUGCGUUUUUCGACUGCUAUUUUAGCAUAUUCUUUGAGGCUUUUCUUCCCUCCUAAAAUUUUCUUUAUGUCAUUGUGAAUGUAGAAAGAACUGAUCUAGCGAUAAUUACUCAGUUCAAGUUUUUUUUCUUUAUUCUUAUAAAAAUUUUAGUAUGUGCUCCACCGUAAUUGUAUUGUGGGAAUUUUUUUUAUCCGACUCGCGGA
Molecule: messenger RNA, 3331 nt
Organism: Morus notabilis
Lineage: Eukaryota; Viridiplantae; Streptophyta; Magnoliopsida; Rosales; Moraceae
Product: coatomer subunit beta'-2
Exons: 27
Coding region: 132-2939 (935 amino acids)
Biological process (GO): retrograde vesicle-mediated transport, Golgi to endoplasmic reticulum; intra-Golgi vesicle-mediated transport; intracellular protein transport
Cellular component (GO): COPI vesicle coat
Molecular function (GO): protein binding; structural molecule activity
Source: RefSeq, a predicted model, not a curated record